GCCCGAUCGCGUCUGGUAACGUUACGACCGUGAGUUCAGGGUUCAGCGCGUAAAACCGACCGUCGGACGGGGCACCAAUGGGUUUCCGCUGACCAUAGGCUGGCGGAAAACAGUAAUACCUGAUCAUCGGGUAAAGGAUAUAAAACCCGUGUUGUCUACGUAAGGGCUUCACAGCUUUUUUCGGUCUGAAAUAUGUUUAGGUACCGCGCUGGCAGAUGAACGGUUGCAAUGAGUGAUGAUUUUUCGCGUUGUUUUUGAUUACCCCUUGCGCAUCGUCGCGUCCUAGCCGUACCGUGUUAUCGGCCGACAACGAUAACAAACACCGUACACCGAUGCAGUGUAAAUGUUCGCAGUGCGCUCCCGAGGUUUAUAAAGGGUUUAUUAUCAGUACUCUUCCUCCCCGCCACGCGUCAACAUUGCGGCAUCCGUUAUCACCAAAAGUCAACAUCGCGACACGAUAACAUUAAUUUUCACCUAUUUCUACUAAUUUGUAAUUCUCGUCGUUGUUGUUGUUGUCGUCGUCGUCGUUAAGACUCGACGAACACGCCGUUGGCCGUUGCUAUGGUUUUCUGAACGACCGUUUUCGUUGCAGCGGUAACGGCGCGGAAUCAUUUGCGCACGUUGGCUCCGUCGUUCUCAUACGGGAUUUCGGUAUUUUUUUUUGUUCUCAGUCGACUCGUCCGGGGACUAUCGCCCAGCUGUCGACGAUGGUAGUAGCCAACGAGAACAGUAACGCGUACACGCCCACCGUCGUGGCGCAGAUCCGUUACCUGUUGCAGUGGUUCGGCGAGUGGAGCGAGAUGGAACGCGGCGACUUCCUGCCGGUGCUGGUGCACGGAUUCGUCACAAAAAACGGUGUCGCUAACGGGCUGCUGCCCAACGUGGACGGCCCGGGGAUGGAAGAAAGCCGUCCGCUCAGUCUGUUCAAAUGCCGCAUCAAGCUGUUCACCGAAUGGGUACAGACGUGGUCGGAUGACGACAAAGAGAGCUUCCUGACUGGCAUUCGUUCCAUGGACUCAGGUUUUGCCGAGCGCUAUGAACAAAAGGCUAGUGCCUACGUGAUCAGCAGCUCUGAACACUGCAACGGUGUCAAUGGCGAUCAGAGCCCAGAGGAAUUUCCAGAAGAAGUGAUUUAAACACGGUCGUAUCCGUUGAACAUAAACUCUCUGUGAUUCAAACAAUACUUAUAUUUUGGGCUUGGUCAUUUUUAUUCCAUUGGUUUUGAUAAUGGAUACUUACACCUUGGUCAAUUUUACAUGAGAUUAACUCUAAAGUAAAUUGUUACUAUACAAGCCCAACUAAAGUACCUACUUUUUACAUUAUUUCAACAUGUAAUGUUAUCCAAUUUAAUUUUAUCUAAAUGCUGAGAACUGCCAAAUUAUGACUAAUAGUCUGGGUAAACUUCCAAAAUUUCUCUUCUUUUAGUUACCUAUAAUAUUUUAUCAACUUUUUUUUUAUUUAAUUUUUAUUUAAUAAAUUACAUUCCCUCUGUAUACUACCUAAUUGUAUUAGUAAAUAAAAUUCUAUAUUCAUUUUUUUCUUCUAAUUAAAAUUAAAA
This is a messenger RNA of Sipha flava (yellow sugarcane aphid), 1558 nucleotides long. RefSeq lists its product as uncharacterized. Lineage: Eukaryota; Metazoa; Arthropoda; Insecta; Hemiptera; Aphididae. The record is from RefSeq and is a predicted model, not a curated record. The transcript has a single exon. Bases 708 to 1136 code for a protein of 142 amino acids.